Molecule: messenger RNA, 1674 nt
Organism: Pseudophryne corroboree (corroboree frog)
Lineage: Eukaryota; Metazoa; Chordata; Amphibia; Anura; Myobatrachidae
Gene: IFT46
Product: intraflagellar transport 46
Exons: 12
Coding region: 179-1246 (355 amino acids)
Biological process (GO): cilium assembly; intraciliary transport
Cellular component (GO): motile cilium; centrosome; intraciliary transport particle B
Source: RefSeq, a predicted model, not a curated record
UGAGUAGCUGAAUUGCCCAAUUUCAACGGAAGAGCUGGCUGGCGGAAGUUCUCACCGUUUCCAUAGUGACGUUGCUUGGUCCGCAGUCUGCGGGACUCAGGCACCAGUAGCAGCUAGAACCCUGGACCCGAGGUAACGGCUGCUGGGGUAUUUGUACCACCAGUUAUAGGAGGCAGCAAUGGAGGAGGCACAUGCAGAGGGGCUGCAGACACGGUUAGUACAGAACCAGCCAUACGACGAAAGCCUCGAGAUCAACGACUCUGAGGAGGUGGGUAGUGUUCACUCUCCAACUCCAAGGAAACCAGUUCCUUCCAAACUUACAUCUCAUAGAGUGAAAAGCAUGACAGACCCAAACAUCAGCAGCGAGGACGAUGAAAGUACCACGAAAAAGAAAAUUCCUGGUGCACCCCAAGAGUUUAGUGAGGAUGAGGAUACAGAGGACUCGGAAGAAGAUGAUGACGACGACGAUGAGGAAGAUGAUGAUGAUGAUGAGGACAAUGGCACUACAAAUGUGGGUUACGACCCGGCUGACUUCGAGCACCUUCCUGUGACACCGGACAUUAAAGAGCUGUUCCAGUACAUUACCAGAUAUACCCCACAUGCCACAGAUUUAGACCACAAGUUGAAACCUUUCAUCCCGGACUUUAUUCCUGCUGUUGGAGAUAUUGAUGCAUUUUUAAAGGUUCCACGACCUGAUGGCAAAUCAGAUAAUCUUGGCCUUCUAACCCUUGACGAACCAUCCACAAAGCAAUCUGACCCUACAGUUAUGGCACUCUGGCUUUCAGAAAAUUCUAAGCAGCAUGGUGUUUCGCAGCAACAAAUAAAAGUGAAGAGCCUGGAGAAUGCAGAGACGAAUCAUAAAGCCAUCGAUACUUGGAUAGAAAGUAUCAGUGAAUUACAUCGUUCCAAACCUCCGGCCACCGUUCACUAUACUCGAUUCAUGCCUGAGGUUGAAACCCUGAUGCAGGAGUGGCCACCAGAAUUUGAGGAACUGCUUGGAAAGGUUGGUCUGCCAACAGCUGAGCUGGACUGUGACUUACCCACCUAUAUUGAUGUAAUAUGUGGUAUCCUGGAUAUUCCUGUUCACAAGAGCCGCAUCCAAUCCUUACACGUUCUGUUCUCCCUCUUCUCAGAGUUUAAAAACUCUCAGCACUUCAAAGCUUUGGCAGAGGGAAAGAAGAACAGACUCUCCUCUGGAAAGACCAGCACCCCGAGCGGGGAUGCAGAAGGCGCCCAUUACAACUGACAGAACUCCACUUAUUCAGCAUCUCUGCUCCCUCUCACACCAGACUAUAUUGGACUCUCUACACCUUGUGCACAGUGUAUAUUGCUGCAAUGUUUUAGUUAUUGCUGCAGAAAACAAUGACCUCCAGGUGCUGAAGACUUUGGUAUGGGUUAGUGGAUACCAUUAGAAAGAAGAGGAAGAUUGAUGUAAAAUGUAUCUGUAAAUGAACUUUCCUCUUUUUUGGUUUGGAGCUUGCACUUCAUGCAUAAUGCUGUAAAUAUGCAUAUAUAUAUUUCUAAUAUCAUUUAUAUUCACCACUCAGUAUACAUUACAGUAUAUUUAGAAUUAGAUUAUCUACAUCUAGGGUAUUUAUAUAUUGUGUACACAAGUUUUAAUAUUGAUACAACGGAUGUGUGUUGUCCUAUUAAAUGGUAGAGAAGUGCCAUAAA